UCUCAUUGUUACAUCAUAGAGCACUCCUUCUCAUUCUCUCUUCCUCUCUUUGUUUUUCCCUCCACUUUUCCCUCCCUUAUUCCUUCUUCCCUUAUCCCAUUCCCAACCCCUUCUUAUACCGGAAUAUCCCUCCCAACCCUUAUUCCAUUCCCACAAAACCCGGAAUCACAGGGGCAUUAUGGGAAAAUACAUGAAGAAAACCAAGAUGAUCACCGGCGAGGUCUCCGUCAUGGAUCUCGCCGCCCAUCAAUCCCUCCUCGGCGUUCGCACUCGUGCUCGCACUCUCGCUCUUCAGCGCCUCCAGAAGCCCCCAUUGCCGGAGGAACUGGAGGAAGAGGAGGAAGAGGAGGAGGGUGAAGCACCCUCGGCCUCGUCUUACCUCCAGCUCCGUAGCCGCCGGCUUGAGAAACCUAAACCUAAAGAUUCAAACCCUAACCCUAGGUCCAGGUCGAAUUCGGGGUCUACUGAGUCUGCUAGAAGUUGCCGGGAUGAUCCUUCGCUUGACCCUGAGGCCAACGUUGAGGUCUCGUUUGGAGACAAUGUUUUUGAUGCCGAGGCGAGGGAUAGGACUGUGAGGGAAACAACACCGUGCAGUAUGAUAAGGAAUUCUGAAUCGAUAAGGACGCCUGGCUCGACUACCAGACCCACCAAUUCAACUGCAUCCAGCAGGAGGAUGAAAGUUGGAUGCACUCAAACAUCCCCAACAUCCCAUGAGAUGGAAGAGUUUUUUUCUGGUGCAGAGCAAAUGCAGCAGAGGAUGUUUGCUGAAAAGUAUAACUUCGAUCCCGUCAAUGAUAUUCCACUUCCCGGCCGCUAUGAAUGGGUGAAAUUAGACUACUAAGGAGCAUGAUCUCAUCCCUGCUUUGCAUCUCUCUUCAUUAAUCUCUUGCUAGGCUUUUCAAUGUAGGUGAGUUUGUAGAUGCCAGAGCGUCGUCGGUGGUUGGUAUUCUCUCUUGUAAAGUUAAAAAAAAAAAGCAGUAGUUGCAGAGAUUGAUAGUGUAGUCUAAUGGUCUGUAACAUACAGAGCUGAUGUGUUAUACCGAAAAGGCGAAUAUAAAACCCAGAGUCUCAGUCUCUCUAACAGAUCAUUUAUGCUUCCAUGGUCCUGAUUUUCCUUGUAACAACAACAGGCAUGUUAAAGUCCAUAGCAUUCCUUUAUUGACUCUAAAAACUAAUCUUGGAUUAUGAAUUGCUUGUGAUGCUGCAAAGAAAUCAAUAAAUUCAGGUUGUUUAAUACUCUC
This is a messenger RNA of Dioscorea cayenensis subsp. rotundata (Guinea yam), 1241 nucleotides long. RefSeq names its product cyclin-dependent kinase inhibitor 5-like. Lineage: Eukaryota; Viridiplantae; Streptophyta; Magnoliopsida; Dioscoreales; Dioscoreaceae. Gene Ontology annotation, biological process: negative regulation of cyclin-dependent protein serine/threonine kinase activity. Gene Ontology annotation, cellular component: nucleus. Gene Ontology annotation, molecular function: cyclin-dependent protein serine/threonine kinase inhibitor activity. The record is from RefSeq and is a predicted model, not a curated record.